UGGGAAGAACCACUAGACAAUCAAAUUACCGAAUAGGCGUACAAAGUACACACAACGUGCAUAUCCGAAUUUGCAAACUGAGUGGAGGUCGAGGCAUGGAUUGUGAUUGGUUCAUGCGUUGCAAAUUAUUGAAACGUUCUGGCUGCGUAAGCCUGAGCCUGAACAGUUCUGGCCGGUGUGGGAGUAGAUCUUGCAUUUCACAGACAUCAGACGGGAUAUUACCUCAUUGCAUUAGACCUCCAGGAAGGCUGAAACGUCAGGAAUCAAAGAGCCGAUCACCUUUUGCGCACUGUUGGGAUAUCCUCCAAGAAGAACUUGUAGUUGACGUGGGAGUUCGUUCACUCAGCAUCACUGACAGUUGUACUCCAGAGCUUACGCAGACCGUUCCGUAUUUUUACUGGAUACAUUGGCGGAGAGGAAGUUAAUAAUUCUCAUGAUUUCCUUUAUCUUCAUCUGGGUCUUGUUCAACUAACUCAAAGUCAGGAUCGACCAAGCUCUUAGCAACAUUAUGGAGUAUAAUACAAGCAAUAAUUAUUUUCGGUACAUUUCACAACUUUACGCGGCAAACAUACUGUAGGAUAGGAAACCGGCAUUUCAGUUGGCCGAAACAGCGUUCAAUUAUAACUCUUUGUUGUUUUAAAAGCUUAUUAUAAUUUAUUUCUGCACCUGGAGUAGGAUUUCUGAAGGGAGUCAUAAGGCAUGGCUCAAUACCAUAACCGAAAUCG
This is a messenger RNA of Acanthoscelides obtectus, 725 nucleotides long. The record is from the annotation of a GenBank genome assembly. Lineage: Eukaryota; Metazoa; Arthropoda; Insecta; Coleoptera; Chrysomelidae.